AUGCUGGUUUCUCCCAUGGCAGAGAGGAACAAAGAACCUAUCCUGGAGGUUCUGGCUGACUAUGUAGAUGAAACAAGUUCAGCUUUUGGGCUGGAACUAGGAUCUGGGACUGGACAGCACGUAGUGCACUUUGCCCAGGCUCUACCCAGCGUGACCUGGCAACCUUCCGAAAUCAGUUCAGCUUCUCAACAGAGCAUCUGUGCUUACAUCCGUGCCACCAAAGUGACCAAUGUCCGAGAACCCCUGACCAUCGAUGUGUCACAGCCCUGGAGUCAGUGGGCUGGCCUGGGGCAGGGCUGCUGUGACUUCAUUGUGAUCAUCAACCUACUACACAUGACUGAACAAGGCCUGGAGGGGAUGUUUAAAGGUAUAGGACAACUGCUGAAACCUGGAGGCAUUUGCCUGGCCUACGGGCCUUUUGCCAUGAAUGGGAUCAUCCUACCAGAAUGCAAUGUGCAGCUAGAUGAAAUGCUUCAGGCCAGGAACCCCGAGUGGGGGCUGAGAGAUGUGGAGGAGCUUCGUCAGCUGGCCAACACCAAUGCGUUAUGGCUUGAGCGGAUGGUGGAGAUGCCUGAAUAUACCAAAUGCCUGAUCUUUCGCCGGAGGCAGUUAUCUGAAUGCUAGCUAUUGGAUAGCAGCAGC
Molecule: messenger RNA, 642 nt
Organism: Gekko japonicus
Lineage: Eukaryota; Metazoa; Chordata; Lepidosauria; Squamata; Gekkonidae
Product: UPF0585 protein C16orf13 homolog B-like
Exons: 6
Coding region: 1-624 (207 amino acids)
Source: RefSeq, a predicted model, not a curated record